This is a messenger RNA of Prorocentrum cordatum, 2831 nucleotides long. NCBI's taxonomy places the organism in Eukaryota, Dinophyceae, Prorocentrales, Prorocentraceae. The record is from the annotation of a GenBank genome assembly.
GUUCUGAGGAUCAUCGGCUCUCCGCCGAGCCCUCCACGGGGAGCGCCGCCCCGAGAAGUCCGCGCGGGGGGCGCCGCGCGCCCUCGGUGCUGGCCUCGGCCCCUGCCGAGGGCGAGGGCGGCGGCGGGCCCGCGGUGCGCCUCGGGAGCGGCGGCGGCCCGGGCGAGGAGGGGGCUGCCGAGGCGGGGUGGCCGUGCGAGGGCGAGGAGGGGCUGCCGUGCGAGGGCGAGGUUUCGGAGGAGGCAGAGCAGGAGAAGGAGGAGGAGGAGGAGGCGAAGGAGGAGGCGAGCGGCGGUGGCCACCACGGGCCGCCAGCCCUGGACUCCAGCGGGGAUAAGUCGUGGUCCAGGCUCCAGGUGCGCGCCUUCGACACCAUCAACAAGCAGUUCCGGGCCAAGAAAAGCGUGGUAGCCCAGCACGCCUCGGAAGACGCCAAGUUGGAGCGCGGCCUGAUGGCGCUGAUGGCGCGCUGGCAGCAAGCGGGCCAGGCGCAGGGGUGGACCCAGCGCUUCUUCGAGGUGGUUGAGCGCUGCCUAAGGGGCAUGGAGUUCAAAGAACGAGUGGCAGAGCUGAUGGGCAUGCAGGAGAGCACCAGGAGGAUGAGCUCGCUGGAGGACGUCGCGCAGCAGAGGGAGCAGGAGGGGUCCCAGAGCACCAUGGUGAAGCAGUACGAGGAGGCGUUCCAGCAGGCCGGGGGCCAGGAGAAGGCGGAGCCGCACUUCGAGCGGGUCAACCGGCUGUGCUGGCAGCUGCGCGAGGCGAGGCCCAGCGAGCGCGGGCGCCAGGACUGUGGCUUCGAGAUCCUCGGCAUGGGCGAGCUGUACAAUUCCACGGCCAUGUCGCAGCCGAAGCUCCUGCGCGAAGUCAGGCGCAUCGCAGCCAGGUCUGGCGGGACCGCCUUGUGUCCAGACCUGAAGGGGCGUGACCGGGCGAGGGCGAAGGCGCUCACGAAGUACGGCAACGAUACCGCCUGCCUGACCGACCUGAUGCGCGCCUCUAUCGUCUACCCCGACAUCGAUUCCCUGUACGAUGCGUUCAUCACCAUCCUCGAGGACGACCUGCAGAGCUACCGGCACGACUGGCACCUCGUCGAGGUCACUGACAGAUUCCAGAAGGUGCGGGACGGGUACCGUGAUAUCAGCAUGCUCUUCCGCGCCGACGGCAUCGUCGGCGAGGUGCAGCUGCACGUCGACAAGAUCGUGAACGCCAAGAAAGGCGGAGGCCAUGCUCACUACAAGAAGCAGCGCUUGGUCAACGAGCUCAUGUUCGAGGCGUGUGUGCUGAACGAGGAGGUGCAGGUGAUGAAACUGGCGAGCGAGUUCCAGUCCUGCGCCUCCACGGUGUGCGACAAGAACGGCCGCACCGCCGACGGCUGGGGGCUGCUGCCCUUCGAGCUGACCAUCGUGGGCGCCCACUUCGAGACGAUGGAGCUGCAAGCGGCCCGCCGGAAGGCCAAGAACCCGGUGCUGGCGCUCCUCACCGACGCGGGCAAGGAGCACAAUUUGGAGUCGUCGGACGCGAGUUGGAGGAAAGUUGGGAAACUGCUGAUGAGGGUCAUCAGGGAGCACCACGCGCAAGAGCAGCUGGACACAUGGUUCAUGAGCAACGUCGCGGCGGGCAAUAUCCCGAAGGUGCUCGCGACGCUCGAGGCGGACUUCGACAUGAAGGUGAAGCCCGGCCAGCCCUCGGCGAUGGACAGGGCAAUCGAGGCCGGCCACGUUGAGCUCGCGCGGCUGCUUGGGAGGCGGAACCCGCUGAUGGCCUUUGCUGCUGCAGGCGACCUGUCCAUGUGCAAGAGGCUGAUAGAGUGCAAGGCGCAGUUGGGCGGAUACGACGGUCACAAGUGCAGCGUCUUGGACUACGCGCGCGCGCUGGGACACACUCACGUCGAGGAGUACUUUGGGGAGCUGGGGUCUUUCCCGGACCUGCCCUUCCGGAAGGAGGGCAGCGAGCAGCCCGACCUCGGGAUGUACGUCUAUGGCGCGGUGCAAGACGGUUGCUGCGGGGCGAUCUCCCGCGUGUCCAGGGCGCUGGCCCGGGCGGAGGAGGGCUUCUUCAAGCAGGGCACCAUCGGCGAGGUGCUGGACUGCUGCUACGGCCCCUUCCAGUUCCCGUUGCUGCAGCUGGCCGUGCAGGCCGUGGGCUCCCUGCGCGGGGCCAGCCGGGAGGACGGCCCGGACCCGGCAGCGCAGGUCUGCGGCGCGCUGCUGCUGGCGCGCGCGGACCCGACCAGGCAGAACGGCAGGGGGGAGUCGUCGCUGUACGCAGCGGCGGCGUUGGGUGACGAGCGCUUGCACAAUGUCCUGCUGCGGGCGCUGCCCGAGGGAAUCGCAGAGAUUCUUGCGGACGACAGCACAGAGACGCUGAAGAGGGCGAUGCUGCGGCAGGACCUGGCAGAGCAUAUGAGGAACAAGCCGCCGACAAACUUGCUGCUUGUGAAGGCGACGUUCGAGAGCUUCAGGAUCGCGGGCCGCCUGGCCAGGAUGGAGACUUGGUUCCAGGAGGCCCACCAGACGUGGGCCGAGCUUGUCACGGAGGCGCAGAAGAGCGCCUCGUGGCGGGGCUGGCUCAAGGACCGCAAGAAGCUUGAUGACGAGGAUGCGAUCGUGAUCCCCCGCGGUGGGCGGCGAAGGGGAUCCAAGCGCCCAAACGGCGGCGCCGCCCGAGCGACCCGAUCGAACGGGUUCGAUGUUGCCAAGCCGACCUGCCCGAGGCUGCAAGCGCCUUCAGGCCCGAGGCUGCAGACGCCUUCGGGCCCGAGGCUGCAGGCGCCGACGCCGUCGGGCCCGACGCUGCAGCCGCCGAUGCAGCGCCGCACGGUGCUGGCCUGA